AUGCGGCUCCCGGACCUUAGACCCAACCCCGCCCUGCGCCCCGACCCGUCCCCAGGCCCCAAACCCCACCCACAUGCCCCAAACGCCACCCACAUAUACCCUGACCUACCCCUAACCUCAAACCCCACCCACAUACACCCUGACCCACCCCCAGGCCCCAAAUCCCACCCACAUACACCCUGA
Molecule: messenger RNA, 183 nt
Organism: Chrysochloris asiatica (Cape golden mole)
Lineage: Eukaryota; Metazoa; Chordata; Mammalia; Afrosoricida; Chrysochloridae
Exons: 2
Coding region: 1-183 (60 amino acids)
Source: RefSeq, a predicted model, not a curated record